Messenger RNA from Bursaphelenchus xylophilus (pine wood nematode), 4858 nucleotides. The record is from the annotation of a GenBank genome assembly. NCBI's taxonomy places the organism in Eukaryota, Metazoa, Nematoda, Chromadorea, Rhabditida, Aphelenchoididae.
AUGAGUGCAUUGGAUUCAUCGUGGCUGUUUGCGUUCCAGAAACCCGAGAUUCCCGAAGCACCUGUCUCUUCGGCUUCAACUUCUCCAUCGCCCACCGAGAGUUCAGGGCCUUCGGUUGAUGAUUUGGGCCCGAAGCCGGCCAAGAGAAGGCGCAAACCGGAUCGUGAGUUGAUGAUAGAUGAUAUUAAUGUACGAUAUUGUAGCUAAAGAUGUGAUCCGAUUGAUUAGCGAGCCUCAAGCACCUGUUGAAGUCACCGAACCACCCGUUUUGGAUGCCAUUAAAGAGGAUCGUGAAUACUCUCCAGAAUCCGGCUUUAAUGAAGCCAAAUCCAAAGCCAAAGCAGAUGAAUCCGUUCUGAGUCAGAUGUCUCAGGGAAUCAAGGAGUUCAACGAGUCCGUGACCGAGCUUCACGGUCGUCCUGAGACUUCAAUGUCACCCUCAAACUUGUCUUUCAACCUGCCCAGUGGAAUUCCGUAUGGGACUGCGAUCAGAGCGAUUGGUAAGUAGUGCAUUUAAGACUCUUAUUCGUCUAUUUCAACGUUUAUUGAUAUUUUUGUCAUCAAUUCACACCUCAUUUCUACCCUGGUUAUAUUGUUCUCGCUCUUUCCAGAGAACGGCAAACUGACCUGCCCCACGCCGGGCUGCGACGGUUCGGGCCACCAAACCGGCCUUUACACCCACCACCGAAGUCUGAGCGGAUGUCCCCGGAGGCCGAACAAGAACACAAUCCAGAGUAAGUUUACUUUUGUUUAUUGGGCCCGCACUUCGCGAGAUUGGGACAAAAGUUGAAUUAAAGCGCGCCUUAAGUGCCGGAUAAAAUUGCAUGCCGUUUCGGGGGUGAAAGUUAAGUCAAUUUACGGCCAGAAACUUGGCCUUGAGGGAAUUGGGGACGCAAGAGUUACUGUAACUUCUCUUUCAAUCUUUUCUUCAAACUUUGUCUAGUGUAAUAGAGAAGUGGCGCAUUUUCAUGUUUCUGCCCUGAAAAUAGCUCUUAGAUCCGCGAACAGGCCCAUCGCGAAGCACUUGUCCAUCCUCCAAAUUACUCGUUAAUCCCGCUUUUACGGUACUUCAUUGUCUAAUUCACUAAAGUUUUCGGGCGCGCAGGUGCCGUUCGGGGUCUUAGUUUCAUGUCCAAAAAAGUCUAAUGUGUUUCCGGUGGGGCCGAUGGAUUAACGGCGCAAGCGAGAGGGCGAGUUUUUUUACAGUCUCGCGACCAUCUGCUUGUAAUCAAGCCCAGGUGAAGUCGGCAGGCAUCGAAUGACGGCCCACAAAUUAAGGUGGGUAAUUUCAGAUGGCGGCCUUCCGGUCCGACAAAUAUUGAGCAUGAGUCCGGGGUGUUUGGCCGCGAAGAUGGUCAAACAUUUGGCAUGUAAUGUGGCCAAACAUUUCGCUGUUGACUUUAUGAUUUACGGCCGAAGAUGGCCAGGUACCAUCUUCGGCCGCUAAAAGCCGGUAAUCGGAUCUGCCAAAAGUCGGCGUUCUUAAGUUACACCGUGCUGUUUUCACACACAACUUGGCCUCCGAAACCGUCCCCGGAGUGGGGCCGAGGGCGAGGAAAUCGCGGCUUCCGAGUGCACCGUGCAAUGAAUCAGCGAUCGUUUGAAUGCACGAUGAGGGGGGUCCUGGGUGUGUCACAUGCAGAACAAUCGACAAAGAGGCAAUUGAUUGGGUCGGGCGAGCAGAGCCCAAAGACAGGACCGCGGUCUGGGACAGAGAAGGGAGUGGUGGGGGCCAGACAACUUGAUCCCAUUAGGACACAUUAAAGGGGAGAACAAACUAAACAAAGUUUGGACAUUACUGUAGACCGGAGUUAUAUUUAGAUUACAUCAAAAUUCAGAACAAUCACAACAAGUUCAUGAAUAACGAAUUUCACAAUUUUAAACCGGCCCCUACGGCUAUGGAAUGAAAUGAGCCAUCAAAUUUUGAAUACAGUAGAAAGUUUUUUAACUUUACUUUUUAUUGACAUGUCAUCCAGUCUAAGAUCUUCUGACAGGUUUAAUUAAAACUUGGAGAGGCCACAAGUUCUGACGAGCCUUAAUUUGCAUGUGAUUAUAAUUCCCAGAAGAUGGUUGCGUGAGAAGUCCAACUUCUCGCCUCUUCGAGCAUAGAAUAAUACCAAAUUUACUGCAAUAUGAACUUCCUUUCACCCUCUAAUAAUAAUAAUUCUUCCGAAUCCCGCACUUCUCGCUAAAUGCAAUUAAGAAAAGUCCGGCCAAGUAUUCGAAUAAGAUUUUGUUUCAAUAAGAAGGGCCACAGAUGUGCGCAAAUUCCAUAAUAAGUUCCGUUAUACGAUAACUUGGCCGGCACCGUACUUUUCUUUUGUUCGAAAUAGAAUUCUCAUUAAAAACGGGAAUUUUUAUGAAAAAAUUUUCGAAAUUCAUUUUUCGAGGGAAAACUGGAGGUCCAAUGUAGGAUAAAGAAGAUGGGAAAUUUGUGGGACUAGUAAGACUAUGUAGACAAUAAGUUUUUGUGAUGACUUAAGACUAGUUUAGGAUCAUUUUAACUUGUUUUUUGGGCUCUAAAAAAAUCUGUUGUUCAAGAUAUUGUACUGGCUCUCGGCUUGACCUCGGCUUUUCUCAAUCUCCCUCAAUCUUUGGCCACAUUCAUGGGCCACCGAAAUUGGUGGUUCGACCUUCCUGUCCGGCUGUUUUUAUAAAUGAGUGGAGCCGUUGUUUGAGUUUGGCGCGCGAAAAAAUAAAUAUGGGAUGGAGAAGGAAAACGGGGCAAGGAAAUUGAGAGGUUCAGGCUGGAUAUCCGUCAAGUUUGGCAGGGAUGUCUUUCUUUGUGCUGUCAUGGCUGACUGAGUUGCGUAACGGUGUGCGGGGCUGGGGUAAUCGGGGGGCGACGGGCGGUUUGAGGUCAAUUUGCAGGGGAAGUUCGGGUUACAGUAAUUGGGAGCGGUUUUUUGGGUCUUUAGCUUGAUUUUGAGCGUGUAAAUGGACAAAAACAGUCUCAAAACGUAGAAGGGGCAUUUAGGACAAAAAUGGAUUAUUAACAAAAAUUCGGAAAAUUGCCAGAGGCAAUCUAGGCUCAAAUUAAUUUUCAAAAUGAAAAAUGAUCCCCCAAAAAAUUUUUGCCCUUUUCGACUGGUAGAACGGACUUUUCGAGCGUAAAUUUAUUUUUUAAAUACGGAUUACUAGCUUCAACCCUACUUAAAAUUCAAAUUCAUGCCAAAAAUCCCGUUUUUUGUCCCUCAAAGUUGCUUCGAAUACCGUAACCCAAGUUUCCCAGCCCCCAAAUUAUCAUCGGAUUCUUUUUUUAAACCCCGACGCCAAAGUGGUUUUUGUUUUAAAAGGGGUCUAAGUGAAGUCUCGAGAAGUGUUCCGUCCUUCCAUUUGGCCAUGUUUUUUUAUAAAUUUUCUGAUUCCAUUUCGACGGAAAUGGGAUAAUUCAUCUGGAGAAUGGCGCACAAAGACUGAAACCUUUGGAUCCAAUUUUUGACACUUUGCUGUAAAAAAGUGGGGCCGCAAAGUAAAGUUGAAAGGGAUACGGUGGAAGGGAGGGGUGUGGGAAAGUUGGAGGGAAAGUUAAGAGUUGAACAAACAUUGGGGAUGGCUGACACAAGUAAACAUCACACCAAAGACAAAGUUGUCUGCAGGUUGUCAUAACGCAUCUUAAAUUAACAUCAAGUCAAAAAAUAAUUUUUUAAGCACUUCUCAUCUAAAAAUUAUAAUUUUCAGUGCUAGCCCUGCAACAAGACACGAUUCUGCAUUGUCAAACCCCCGGAUGCACUGGAAAAGGUCAUGUCAAUGCCUCAAGAUCUUCUCAUCGCUCUCUAAGUGGCUGUCCCAUUGCUCAUCAGCAAAAGUUGGCGAGAAAAAAUGUAAAAUUAUCGGAUCCCCGAAGCCCCAAUUCGAGAAAUUCCUCAAUGCAUUCAAGAGGAGCUACUCCAAUUUCCAAUGAAGCCUCGAGCCCCAGUCCCUCGGAUUCCGCGGGCUUGGCCAGAUUGCUUGGACACUUCGACGAGACCCCGCUGGAUUUGAGUCUGAAGGUCAAGGAUGAUGCUAGGUAAAUUUAUCAAAACUUUUGCGAAAAGAUGGUUUUCAUUAACACCAAACACGAAGUAAAUGUUCCAAAUCUUGAUUUUUUCAGCAACUCCGACAACGAGAACAAGGCUGUUUCGAUCCUGGACUUCCUCCAAAGCCACAAGAACAACAUGGAAGCCGAGAAAGCGAGAUUGUCCUGGCCAGUGUCCACAGAAUCCCCGAUUCAGAAACUUUUGGAACAAACGAACGGAAGGAAUCCUGUUCAAGGUAAUUUUUGUUUCUGAAAAAUUUUCACUAUGCAAGAUUAAGCCCGUAUUUUACAAGAGAAGCCCUUCUGAUUGGAACUCCGCUGUUAUUUUUAUUUUUCAUAGGAAUGGAAAUAGCCACAAAUCAAUCCCUUGAAGCGUUUUUGAUUUUUUUUUUGAAUUUUUGAACUCAAGGAACUGCUCAUAGUGAAUCCCGAAAUGAUUUUUAAGAUGAUGUUUUAGAUUUGAGGCAACUUUGUUCAGUUUUUAUUCGCCUAACAGACUUUGUUUGUCAGAAAAUAAAAUUUCUUUUGUCAUUUUUUCAUUUUUGAUCCUUUUUUGUAAAAUACUCUGCUUCUUUCAUUCGCCUUUAUCAUUCCAAGACUAAACUGCUUUUUUGAUAUUCCAUUUUCCCCUUAACCUUUAAAAUUUCAGAAUACCUCGCCCUCCUAUCCUCUGGUAUGAUGAACAACUUCGCCCUGCAAAACCCGGCCCUCCAGCCCAACUUCCUCUUCCCGAAUCCAUUUCUGGCCGCGCUGAAUGGCCAGUUAGCCAGUUCGGAGAAGAAAUUGCAGCUGAACCAGGUGUUCCAGUUCCAGUCCAGUCCAGCCAACCAGUCCACUUGA